Molecule: messenger RNA, 2433 nt
Organism: Fomitiporia mediterranea MF3/22
Lineage: Eukaryota; Fungi; Basidiomycota; Agaricomycetes; Hymenochaetales; Hymenochaetaceae
Exons: 2
Coding region: 1-2433 (810 amino acids)
Source: RefSeq, a predicted model, not a curated record
AUGCCAAUGCAACAGCAUCCUUCACAUGUAUGCCUUGCUACUGUCGAUGCACAGCGCAUUGCAAUUAUGAAUGCUAUUUCGCGUUACUUGGCGCCGCCCAUUUUGUCGGAUGAGAACUUCGAGCAAACACUUCGUCAAGUGAUUCUCGUCAUGGUCACCGUUCUUAUACUGCUCCUUGGCAACUCAAUGGCGAAUUACAGCACGUUCAUGGUCGUUGCCGAGUGCUUGAUGUUCCACUCGAUGAUGAGCAUCAUCUUAUAUUUGAACUGGCCAAAUGAUAACAUAUACCUAACCCUAAGACGCUCGGACGUCGGUUUUCCCGUGAAACUCGUCUUGAGCUACUCUUCAACACCCUUACUAGUCGUCGCUCGUAUCUUGUUCAUUACUGCUGUGAAGUUGGCUCCGACAGGUUUAAGCUUCACUAUCACUGUGUUCAUUACUACCGCCCACCUGACGACCCUGUUUGUUCUCCGACCACCUCAAUUACUGAUUAUUGCUGUCUACAAACUCUUGCCCUUUACCAUUGUACCGGUCAUACGGAUCUUGAAGACUGCCAGGGGCCUAUUCUCAUCACUAGCUAGCGGAAGUAUGAAACUUUUGGGAAUUAGUAUAGGAAGGGCCUACGAUGUGUUUCAAUCGACUAACUCUGCAAUUCGAGUCUUGUUGUCUCAUGCAUAUCGAAUCACGAUCUGCGCUGCACAAGUGUCACCAGCCUUUAUCAGAAUCUUCUACAACAAGAGCUUCCGAACCGCGGAAAUGGCUGCGUCUUCAUUUUUACGCAGUCUACUUGCUUGCGCCAGGUGCACAAUGUCUAUUUUGUCUUGGACAAUCUUAGUCGUAGGCUUGACAAUUGGAUCUCUUGGUAAUUAUGCAGUUGGCUUGCUGUUUAUGACCACGAAAUCCGCGAAGUGUCUUGUAGCAUGUUGCGAUGAACUCCUGAAGAGUUCACGUACUUUCAUUGUUAACAGGGCAGACACUCUUCUACUCUUCUCGAUUAAAGUGGCAAUUCGCAUUACAAGGCAGAUCAUCUCCAGCAUACUCUCUUUGUGUGUUAUACUCUGGAGACUUUGGAAUGUGCUAUUCAAACUGCUUACGAAUGGUUCACGCAAGCCGACUAAGCCUGACGCGGGACUCCUUCCACCAGCUCCGCCAGAGGAAUCAGACCGCUUGACCAAGGUGUUUGGCAUAACGUUCGUAUCCGUCCUUUCAGUAUUGCUUGUGUAUCGGAUGUCGCUACAGGUUUUACACCACCGCCUAAAGCAAAUUCGCGCUUCAGACUGUAACGUAAGGUCACAUGUCCACCAUCCUACUGAGACCUCUGAGGAACUUGGUUUACUAACGCGUAUGAGGAUCAACAACGGGCACGAUGAACAGUACAGAGACCACCCCUCUCUUCUGGAGUCUCCGGUGUCCGACUCCCACGACCUUGCCCUCGGCACACCUAGCCUGAUCCCGGACAUGGAAGUCGAAUUUGACAAGAUAUCUAGGGCCGAGGCCCUGCCCUGUGCAAUUGAUCGCAAAGUAACCGGCAUGCAAGAAAAUGACACGCUAAGAGCACAAAGUCUACCCGAAGUACGAUCAGCAGAGUUGACAACCAAAAAUGAAGACGAGUUGCAUACCCCAACGGUCAUUGGCGAUCUAAAUACACGCAACAAGACUAUCCGUGCGUCGAGUAAUUCUAGAAGGGACUUUUGGAUUGCCGCUCACUGUGCAGCUGCUGCCGCUCCGAGAUUCACUACAUGCAAGGGAUUCAAGCAGGUGGCCACUGAUACUCGCAGAAUAUACGGAACCCAGAUUGCAGAAUUCGGAGUUCAGAUUCAUUCAGUCGAGGAGAGAGUAUCGAGGCCUACCAUAGGCAGUGAUGAAGAGUAUAAACAUAACCUUGAUAGCCAUCAGUUCUUUCCAGCACAUGCGCAUUUCCUAGCCCGAGGACUGGAGGUUGCGCGUCUUCAACUAAUGCACGGAGAAGAGGACAUCCGAGAGUCGGCACGUGUUGGGGUUGCCGAACAAGCUCGAAAUACCUAUCUACUGCAACAUAGGGGAGGCGCACGACAUGUCUAUCAAAGGCUCUACGACGGAGACCUCGACCUGAUCAGUUUCCUGGAUCUUGAACCGAACAAAGUGACAGGUUCUCCUGAAUUUCCUUCACCGUUACUUUUGCCACCUUGCUUCGUCCGCGGUGAAUUGGAGGCAGAGCUCGAUGCUUUGGACCUCAUGCAGAAAGCCUCGGAGGAUCACUUCGAUGGGCAGAUGGACCUCUGUGACCGUGAUAUUAGGUCGGCAUCUGGCAUGAUUCCGUCGCCCUCAGACCAUGAGCGGUACACAGUGUCGCUGCCCUGCUCGUUUGAAAUGGAAGAGCAGCGUGUUAACGGCAUGAUUAUUCGCCGAGAGUUGGUACGUGAGGGGAUGAAGGGCCCGGAGUCGAUCGCAUGA